AUUACAUCUCGCUGUGUUACUCGGACAGUGCUGUCUGUUAAACUUCAGAAGUUACAACUCGGGAGUGAACGUUUCUCAACAUAUCGACAGAACAACCAGCAGAGCGACACUAUGAGGGAAAUAGUUCACAUACAAGCAGGCCAAUGUGGUAACCAAAUUGGAACCAAGUUUUGGGAAGUGAUCAGUGAUGAACAUGGUAUCGACCCAGCAGGAAAUUAUAUCGGUGACUCAACUCUGCAGCUGGAGAGGAUAAACGUUUACUACAAUGAGGCAUCCUCCCAGAAGUAUGUUCCACGAGCGGUUCUGGUUGAUUUGGAGGCUGGCACAAUGGAUAGUGUUCGAUCGGGGCCUUUUGGUCAACUUUUCAGGCCUGAUAACUUCAUUUUUGGGCAAACAGGUGCAGGGAACAACUGGGCAAAAGGCCAUUAUACUGAAGGGGCCGAGCUGGUGGACUCUGUGCUGGAUGUGGUGAGGAAAGAAUGUGAGCACUGUGACUGUCUACAGGGGUUUCAGCUCACUCACUCCCUGGGAGGAGGCACAGGCUCUGGAAUGGGAACGCUACUCAUCAGCAAAAUCCGAGAGGAAUAUCCCGACAGGAUUAUGAACACCUUCAGCGUUAUGCCUUCUCCCAAAGUGUCAGACACUGUAGUUGAACCUUACAAUGCCACCUUGUCCGUCCAUCAGCUGGUUGAGAAUACUGAUGAAACUUACUGCAUCGACAACGAGGCCCUUUACGACAUCUGCUUUCGCACACUCAAGCUCACCACCCCCACCUAUGGGGACCUGAACCACUUGGUGUCAUCGACAAUGAGUGGGGUCACCACCUCCCUGAGAUUCCCUGGACAGCUCAAUGCAGAUCUACGGAAGCUAGCUGUCAACAUGGUGCCAUUCCCUCGCCUCCAUUUCUUCAUGCCUGGUUUUGCACCACUCACAGCCCGUGGCAGCCAGCAGUACCGUGCUCUCACAGUCCCCGAGCUGACACAGCAAAUGUUUGAUGCCAAGAACAUGAUGGCGGCCUGCGACCCAAGGCACGGGCGCUACCUAACAGUGGCCACCGUCUUCCGGGGUCCAAUGUCGAUGAAAGAGGUGGACGAGCAGAUGCUGGCUAUCCAGAACAAGAACAGUAGUUACUUUGUGGAGUGGAUUCCAAAUAAUGUCAAGGUGGCAGUGUGCGACAUUCCUCCCCAAGGCCUCAAGAUGGCUUCCACGUUCAUAGGCAACAGCACCGCCAUUCAGGAGCUGUUCAAGCGAAUCUCAGAGCAGUUCUCUGCCAUGUUCAGGAGAAAGGCUUUCCUCCACUGGUUCACUGGGGAAGGGAUGGACGAGAUGGAGUUCACAGAGGCAGAAAGCAACAUGAACGACCUUGUCUCGGAGUAUCAGCAGUACCAGGAGGCCACAGCCAAUGAUGGAGAGGAGACAUUCGAGGAGGAUGAGGAAGAAGUGAAUGAAUAAACUAAACAAUUAAUUAUUAAGCCCAAUAUUCUGUUGUUUUCCUCAAUAUAAAGUGCAUUUUGUGGUUUGUAUUCUUAAAGCAAUGUGAGCCCAAGCAAGAGUUUUUGUUACACCGUAUUAUUAACGUGAACGUUUUGAAGAAAUAACAGUGCAGUUACAAUAAACAGUUAAAACACUUUUUGUUUUUUUACUGAAUGAGUUUUCAUUUUUAUAAAAGUUUGAGUUUAUUUACAGUAAGUAGAUUCCUACAUAUUGGCUAGUCUAAUAAUGUAGGUUAACGUAACAGAAACUUUCACAGCCCUUGACAGGUUUUUGUCGUAUAACUGAAUCAGCAAUAUACAGUUGUAGUCAAAAGUUUUCAUAUCCCAAUGGAAAUUUAUAAUUUCUAGAAAUUUCUCAAAAACAAAUUGUAGGAAAAAUCUUUUGUAGCAAAAGUUUUGCUUUUGAGGAUGAGAAAUAGUCUACAAUUAUUUUUUUGUUGCAAAACUCCAAAAAUGCUAAUUCAAAAGUAUUCAUACCGACAAGGCAGAUGAAAUUAAUAGCUAGUUGAGGCACCUUUUGCAAUAUUAACCUCUUUUAAAUGAUUAGGAUAUUUGUCAACGAACUUUUGGCAUGAUUCUUUAGUGAUUUUUGUCCAUUUUUCAACGCAAAAUUGUUCCAGUUCAUUUAAUUUCCGAGGACUUCUCUUGUGCACAGCCUUCUUCAACUCAUACCAAAGAGUCUCAAUCAGAUUUAGAUCAGGACUUUGACUAGGCCAUUCCAGAACCUUGAUGUUAUUCUUCUUUAACCCUUUAAGGACCGGGAUCGUGUUAACACGAUCACACUAAAGUGGGCUUCUAGGGCCUCGAUCGUGUAAACAUAAUAAAAAAAACCACUUUAUUUUGAUGACUUACAUGGCCACCAUACAUUGCAGUACAGGCUUAAAACACAUAUGCAUGGAUAGGGGAGGGACUGACAUUCACUUCCUUACAUUUUUGUUUUCCGUGUGACGUCACUGAGAGGAGCAUUUAAUGUCUAAAGGGAGGAGACAGUUUACACGAGCCUGGCAGACAAAAGCAGAUACAAAAUAUCACAGAAACUUGUUCAGAGCUAAUAAAAAAAGGGGAAACGCUGUAAAUCUGAUGUAUUUAACAUGCUUUUACAAUAUUUAUAAAUAUCAAGAAACGAGUGGAUGUAAGCAUGUUGGAUGUUUCCUUAUUACUGAUAAUAAUGGAAUGAAUAACCUAUUAUUUUAUUUAUACAUUUUUAUUCUGAGAAAAUAAAUUGAGAGUAGUGUCCAUUACUGCUUAUAUAAGAACCUGAGAAUAAACAUGUAUUAUGUCAUUGCAAUCACUCAGGUGAAAUGAUGUUUUGUAAUUUGCUCAUACUUCGAUAUUUUUCAAUAAAAUUUUC
Messenger RNA from Acipenser ruthenus (sterlet), 2844 nucleotides. RefSeq names its product tubulin beta-5 chain. Gene Ontology annotation, molecular function: GTP binding; structural constituent of cytoskeleton; GTPase activity. The transcript has 4 exons. Gene Ontology annotation, biological process: mitotic cell cycle; microtubule cytoskeleton organization. The record is from RefSeq and is a predicted model, not a curated record. Gene Ontology annotation, cellular component: cytoplasm; microtubule. The coding region runs from base 112 to 1452 and encodes 446 amino acids. NCBI's taxonomy places the organism in Eukaryota, Metazoa, Chordata, Actinopteri, Acipenseriformes, Acipenseridae.